Messenger RNA from Bombyx mandarina (wild silkworm), 3051 nucleotides. RefSeq names its product pyruvate kinase. The record is from RefSeq and is a predicted model, not a curated record. Gene Ontology annotation, biological process: glycolytic process. NCBI's taxonomy places the organism in Eukaryota, Metazoa, Arthropoda, Insecta, Lepidoptera, Bombycidae. Gene Ontology annotation, molecular function: magnesium ion binding; pyruvate kinase activity; potassium ion binding.
CUCACUCCUUUCAUCGUUACGUUUCGUGAAGGCACUCUGACUUAUAUAGACAUCAAAACCUUCAUUGAAAUCGGCUUGAAAAUAGUCAGAUUCACAAUGUCACGUGUAACCACCACAGAUAAAUUAAAAAUGCUUGCAAUGCUGGAUGAUGCUGUGAAGUCGUACUGCGAAAAGUAUAACGUCACGGCGUGGCCCAUAGCAAUAUCUAUUGAUAUACCAAACGCUUGUAUUCGAACAGGAGUAUUAUCCGAGGAAAUAAAUGAUGCUCAUUUAAUUUUGAAAGAAAAUAUGAUAAUAGAAUUAACUAGUAAUGCAAAUUAUAAAACUAAAUGUGAUUCAAAAAGAAUAUACAUGGACGAUCCGUACACGGUUAAAAAAAUAACACCCGGAACGGAAAUCUCGAUACGUUUCGGGCAGAUAGUAUUGAUAUGCACUGAAUUAAUUGAUUCUGAAACUAUAGUAUGUAAAGUCAUAAGAGGAGGCACAAUGGGAAGCGAGGCUUUCGUAUGUAUUCGCGGCAUAAAGCUGGAGAGACCUCCCCUAUUGGAAACAGAUAUGGAAUUACUAAUGUUUGCGAGAAAGUUUAAGGUUGAUAUAGUAACUUUAAAUUCUAUAAGAUAUGCAAGAACAGUAAAAAGAACUAGGGAAUUCCUUAAGUCAGAAGCGUACAAUCCGUUGAUUAUAAGUACUAUUUGUGAACAAGAGGGUUUGGAUAAUUUCGACGAAAUUUUAAAGGCAUCUGACGCAAUAAUAUUGGCAAGAGAAUUCCUCGCCAGUAAUAUAGUUAACAAACAUCAGAUGAUCGCAAUACAACUAAAACUAAGCGCAAAGUGUCACCAAAUGGGAAAACCCUUUUUCAUAUCUGGGAAUAUACUAGAAGACACAAUGCUUAAAGGUGUUAUAUCAAACUGCGACUUAAACGACAUCACUAAUGCCGUCUUACAAGGAGCCGGUUUCGUAUUGAAAAAUUAUAAAGAUCCAACGAAUUUGGUCAAGACAAUUAAUAUUUUGGAUUCGGUUUGUCGAGCGGUUGAGCCUUUGUCCAAAACUAAUGACUUUUGGAGAUUGUCAAACGAAUUCAAAAUACCUGUUAACGCAGCCGAAGCUUCUAUACUAGCAUGUGCAUUAAUGGCCCAACAAACUCAGUCACUAGUAGUUAUAAUACCGACUGUAACUGGGAGAACGGCAGUGCAUCUGUCCCGGGUAGCUCCUCAAGCAAUCAUACUAACUGUCAGUACCAAUCCAGUUAUAGCUAGACAACUCCAAUUGUACAGAGGAAUCGUUGCUAUUAUAUAUGACAAUAAGCCUUUAUCUGAUUGGUACGACGAAAUGAGCGCUCGGGUCCAAUUCGCUGUGAGGUUCGGUAUCAAACACGAUCUCCUCAAGUACGGCUGUACUUACAUUUGCUUAAAGAAGUCCACUCCAACCAGCUCGUUUUGUGAUAAUAUUAGUCUGUGGAAAGUAGUCACUGAGGAGACAGAGAAACAUAGCAAAACGGAAGUUAUAUUCCGCUCCCCCUUUGAACAUCGAAGAAGUCCAAUUUUUGUUACUUUGUCCAAUCCCAAUACCACAUUAGUUGACAUACAAAAGCUAAUGGAAGCCGGAAUAAAUUUGAUCAGAUUUAAAAUGUCGCACAUUACUAAAGAAGAUAAGAUUCAACUUCUAGCAAAAGUUGAUAAAGCUGCAAAAAUGUUAUCACAAAAACAUGGGACUUCAGAUUGGCCUGUCGCCACCGCUGUGGAGUUGAAAACAUGUAUCAUGAAAACUGGGAUACUUCAAAAUCAACAAGAAUACUUACAUUUAAAGGAAGGUGCGACCGUUACAUUGACUUGCGAUGUCGAAGAUUACAACGCUUGCACAAACCAAUAUAUUUUCGUUGACAAUCCAUACUUAACGACAGACGUUAAUGUCGAUACGGAAAUAUCUAUAGAUCAAGACGAAAUAAUAUUACAAUGUAAAAUGGUCCUUAAUGAAAAGUCAAUGAAGUGCAUUGUAACCAAAAGCGGGAAAUUGGGAAAUUUGUGUCAAGUAUGUAUUAGAGGUGGCCAACAUACUCAGCCGUAUGUAACCCAAAAGGACUUGCGUAUUGUACAAUUCGCUAUGGAAUAUCAGGUGGAUAUGAUCAUAGUGAAUUAUUCCCGACACGCGGAUUCUAUCAAGAAAAUAAAAGAGUUUAUUGGAUGCAAAAUAAAGAAACCUAUUCUUAUAGCUGGAAUUUGUACCAGGGAAGGUCUGGAGAACAUCGAUGGCCUCAUACGGGAAUCAGACGGAAUAAUGUUGUCACGGGAAUAUUUGGCUUAUGAAUUGACUGGAGCUUUGAGUUACAAAAUGAAUCAAAUACAAAAAUUUGUAGGAGCGAAAUGUCUUAAGGUAGGUAAACCAUUCUAUAUAUCUGGUGGGAUAUUUCGCCAAGCGCUCACAAACGGUAAGCUGUGCGAUCAUGAUGUAUCUGACGUAACAAACGCUGUUCUGGACGGCGUGGUUGGCUUCGUUCUGAGAGAAUGCGACAAUGCAGACACCCUACUCUAUGUGGUUAACUCAUUGAGUGAUCUUUGUCGUUCUGUGGAACCCCUUGUUAAUGUACGCAGUGAAUUUUGGAGAAUGCUGGAAGAGUUAAAAAUUCCAACAAAUGCAGCAGAAGCAGCCGCAUUGGCUUGUGUCGCUCUAGCUAAUCACACCAACGCCGGUGCUAUAAUAUUGCCGACGGUCUCUGGAAGGACGGCCAAGUCUCUGCUUUGGAUACGACCUAACUGUGUCGUUAUCACUGUCAGUAAUAAAACGAGUACAAUACGCUUAUUGUCCACCUAUCGCUGUGUGGUCUCACUAAUGUAUAAUGAUACACCCCAUACGAACUGGUCAAUUGAAAUGGAAAGAAGAACGAAUUUCGCAUUAGAACACGCUGUUAAGAAAGGGUGGCUCCGUUUUAAGGACAUUUACAUAAUAUUACAGAAGUAUUCGGAUGUGAGCUCAUUCUGUGACGUCAUCAAAGUUAGCAGCGUCAACAUUUAUAAAAAAACAAUGGUCGAAUGUGAUGACUAUGAAGCAAUUUAA